This is a messenger RNA of Triticum aestivum (bread wheat), 1605 nucleotides long. RefSeq lists its product as uncharacterized. The record is from RefSeq and is a predicted model, not a curated record. The transcript has 4 exons. Bases 124 to 1371 code for a protein of 415 amino acids. NCBI's taxonomy places the organism in Eukaryota, Viridiplantae, Streptophyta, Magnoliopsida, Poales, Poaceae.
GCUCGCCCCCAAUCCACCCCUCCACCGGCGGCGGCUCGCCCCCAACGCCGGUGCCGACCACCGGCACAAGCACCUCCGCGACCUGCCUCCGUUCUGCUCUUCUUCGCGAGGAACUUCUCAUCCAUGGCGGGCCGCAAGAACAGCAGUAAGCAGAUGCCGCCAGCACCUCCAUUAGCGAUGGGGUCGCCUCCAUACUACUAUCCUGGAGCCGUGAGCAGCUCUUCCGUCCCCAACACCUCGCCUAUUCACUGGAGGCCAUUGUAUACACCUCCACCUGAAGCACUUUUAAGUUUUGGUCAAUUCUCGCCGAUGCACAGUACUUACAAUAUUCCACCACCGGCAAUGUCCCAUCCUGAACAAGGAUACCAAAGUUUGGAGAAUUUGCACUUUGUUGGUGCUACUUCAUCGGAUUCCUUAUCAAUGCCACCAUCGCCGCCGCAAUCUAAAGAGAAAAAAGUUCCAUCUACUGGUGUCAAAGUGGCUUCGUCUUCUUCCAAAAGGAAAAGAAAUAUCAUCAAUAUUGGUGAUGAUGUAGUGGGCGAAAGGACUGUGCAGCGUAUGUCCUAUACACCCGAGGAGUAUGAAAGAUUGGCAAGCACUUGGCUGGAGUGUUCAACUGAUCCUAUCGACGGAAAUGGAAAGAAGGGUGAAAAGUUCUGGGAUGAUAUUGCUGCUCUAUACAAUAGUACCACACCAAACAAUCGAAAGAGAGACCCCAAUCACCUGAAGCAAGAGUGGCAAAGGACUAAGAAAAGGCUCAGUCUUUUCCAUGGUGCGUGGGUUGCUGUAACUAGUGUGUAUCAUAGUGGUUACAAGCCUGAAGACCUGGAGAAAUUGGCCUUGGAGAAGUAUGAAGCCAACAACGGCCAUCCUUUCCAACAUUUGACACUCUGGGCAAAACUCAAGGCUGAAGGGAAAUGGUUAUCGUGUUACAAUAAAAUGAAAGGGAAUGAAGAGAAGAGUACAUCUGCAGGGACCAAUCUUGCAACAAAUGCAGUCGAUUUGGAGGGAGAGGAACGCCCACCUGGUCGUGAUACAUCUAAGGUUGAACGUACAAGCAAAGGCAAGUCAGGUGUCUCUCAGGAACUUGGAGAAAGAUUAGAUAAGUUCAUUGAGGUUAGCAAUCAGUCCGCGGAGGAUCGCCAGAAGGUGAUAGAGAGCCAGUUGCUUCUUUCAAAUCGACAACUUGAAACUGCAAAGAUCAAUAGCAGGGCAAAACUGAUGGAUUCUUAUACCAAUCUGCUGUUAGCUGACACGUCUAAGAUGGAUGAUUUUGAAAAGGCUCAGCGAGUUAUUGCCCUGAAGAAUAUGCAGACCACAUUAUUUGCAGAUUCAGGUGAUCAAGGGGAAAAGAAUACCAACAAUUUCUAAUGGCAAACGGCUGGAAGAUGACCAUGCUGCUACUUUUUGAUGAACGAAGAUGCCCAUUCAGCUACUUGUGAUGAAUCGGUUCUGCUGCUUGUACUUUUGGCAUUUUUAACUUAUUACUAAUCAGUUACUUUUGGUGAUGGUUCAGUUCAUGGAACUUAUCAGUUACUUGUCGUGUGAACCUGAUGCUUUAUAUGCUCAUGAUUAAUGUUGGUGUGAACCUGAUGGUUUGUGUGC